AUGGUCGUCGAUCCUGGUGCCUCGUCCAUCAAUGUCACAGUCCGAGUGCGACCUUUCACCAUUCGUGAAGCGGCGCAAUUGACGCGGACCGAUGAAGGCACCCUCUUCCUCGGCGACGGCUCGCUGGCCGCUGCCCCCACACCCAAGCUCAACACGAGGGGCAUCCGACCUGUGAUCAAGGUCGUCGAUGACCGAUGCCUAGUAUUUGAUCCUCCCGAAGACAACCCCGUCCAGAGGUUCUCCAGAUCCGUCGUGCCCAACGGCAAGAAGGUCAAGGACCAAGUCUUCGCCUUUGACAGGAUCUUCGACGACAAUGCCACGCAAAACGAUGUGUACGAAGCAACAACACGGACCCUGCUCGACAGCGUCCUCGACGGCUACAACGCCACCGUGUUCGCCUACGGCGCAACCGGCUGCGGCAAGACGCACACCAUCACCGGCACCUCGCAGCACCCUGGCAUCAUCUUCCUGACCAUGCAGGAGCUCUUCGAGAAGAUCGCCGACCGCAGCCAGGAAAAGACGACCGAGGUCACCCUCUCUUACCUCGAAAUCUACAACGAGACGAUUCGCGACCUGCUCGUCCCCGGUGGCAGCAAGCAGGGAUUGAUGCUGCGAGAGGACUCGAACCAGGCCGUUUCUGUCGCUGGCCUGACGAGCCAUCGCCCCAAGGAUGUGCAGGAGGUUAUGGACAUGAUCGUCAGGGGUAACGAGUUCCGCACCGUCUCGCCGACCGAGGCCAACGCCACAUCGUCCCGCUCCCACGCUGUCCUGCAAAUCAACGUCGCCCAAAAAGACCGCAACGCCGACGUCAACGAGCCGCACACCAUGGCCACCCUCAGCAUCAUCGAUCUGGCCGGCAGCGAGCGUGCGAGUGCCACCAAGAACCGCGGCGAGCGCCUGCUCGAGGGUGCCAAUAUCAACAAGUCGCUGCUCGCGCUCGGAAGCUGCAUCAAUGCUCUCUGCGAUCCCCGGAAGAAGAACCACGUACCCUACCGGAACAGCAAGCUGACGCGUCUGCUGAAGUUCUCCCUCGGCGGAAACUGCAAGACGGUCAUGAUUGUGUGCGUCAGCCCCUCGAGCGUGCACUUUGACGAAACGCAAAACACGCUGCGCUACGCCAACCGCGCCAAGAAUAUCCAGACCAAGGUCACGCGCAAUGUCUUCAACGUCAACCGCCACGUCAAGGACUUCUUGGUCAAGAUCGACGAGCAGAUGGCCCUCAUCAACGAGCUCAAGGCGCAACAAAAGGACGCCGAACAAGUCUCGUUCGCCAAGUUCCGCAAGCAGCAGGAUCGCCGAGACGCCAUCGCCCGCGAGGGCAUCCAGCGCAUCCGCGUCGCCUACGACAACUCUGCCGGCGAGCGACAGGAAAAGCUGAACAACAUGAAGAAGCUCAGAAGCUUCGAGCGUCGCAUCGGCCUGCUCUCAAGCUGGCUCGCAUCGUUCGAUGCCAUCUGCGAUGCCCGUGGCGACGAGGACAUGAUGCCUUCUAACCUCGUCUCCAUCCGCAAGACGGCCAGCGGUAUCCUGUCCGAGCUCGAACACAGCAGGCACCACAUGAUCCAGAAGCUCGACAAGUUCAACUGGGAGCGCGCUCUCGACACAGCCCUGCACCACAGCAUCCAGCAGCUGCCCGGGGACGGCUCCGCCGACUGCGGCGAGGUGGCGAACCUGUCGCGUGAGGUCGAGGUCCUCAAGGCGAGUUUCGGUCGCGAGUCGUACCGUGACGUGUUGGACUUUGACAAGACGGCCGACGCCUCCAUGGUGCAGGUGCUUCUGACUGCCCAGUUUGACAUGCUAGCAUCCCUAUCCGAGACGCUGGCGAUGAAGGAGGAGGACGCUGUCUCCCAUGCCAAGUCCAUCAUCCACCGUUUGCUCGAGGUCGGUUACACGGCAGCGUCCCAUGUCGUCAAGCCCGACGGCUCUUGCAUCCCCGUCGAGAAGUUUUCCCCCAGCAAGCGAGGCACACCCAAGCGAAAGAAGGCCGCUGCCGUCGGCAACAUCCAGCCCAUUGCCGCGCCUCUCCUGUCCGUGGCCGACGCGCCGGUGCUCACACAGCCGAUUGCUGCUGCUUCGCCGAUGAAGACGUCGCCCCGCCGGCGCAAGCCCAUCAACGCUCGGAAGGGCGUUUCGUUCACGCCUGUGAAGAAGAAGGCGGCUUCGCAGCGGUCGGUUCGGUGGAGGGAUGACGAGUCCGAGGAUGGAACUCUGGCCGACUUUGACAAGACGCCCAAGAAGUACGAAUCGACUCCGGAACAGAACUCGCCCGACAAGGCGCUUCCUCUGCCACCCAUGCCCGCCAUGUCGUCCCUGCCGGCCAUGCCCACUCUGCCAAUCUACUUGGAAACCACCAAGGAGGAGCCUGAGCCAGCCUCGGAGGACUCAAGCCCGUCUCUCGAGCUUCCCGAGACGUCAACUCUCGUGCCGGCCAAGCCUAACAGGUUCCAAGCCGGAUUUCUGUCCAAGGGAAAUGCGCGGGUCUCGUCCAUUGCAGCGGCUCUCCGAGCCUGCCGACGCCGACGUUCUCGGUGA
Verticillium alfalfae VaMs.102 is the source of this 2532-nucleotide messenger RNA. RefSeq names its product chromosome-associated kinesin KIF4. Gene Ontology annotation, biological process: microtubule-based movement. The coding region runs from base 1 to 2532 and encodes 843 amino acids. Lineage: Eukaryota; Fungi; Ascomycota; Sordariomycetes; Glomerellales; Plectosphaerellaceae. The record is from RefSeq and is a predicted model, not a curated record. Gene Ontology annotation, molecular function: ATP binding; microtubule motor activity; microtubule binding. The transcript has 4 exons.